This is a messenger RNA of Lactuca virosa, 846 nucleotides long. The record is from the annotation of a GenBank genome assembly. NCBI's taxonomy places the organism in Eukaryota, Viridiplantae, Streptophyta, Magnoliopsida, Asterales, Asteraceae.
AUGGAUCAACCACAAAGAAAAAAAAGUGUGACACUGAUAAGGGGAAACCCGAAAAACAAAGUGGAUUUGGAAAUUGAAUUUGAUGAGCUAGGCCAAAAUAUCGGAGCUACCCAAUCUCAGUUUAGAAAUUAUUGUGGAGUCAUGGUAAGGACGAGGAUUUCUAUCCUCAUAUUGCGUUGGGAUGAAGUUCCUAAGGCUGAAAUCUAUGAACUGUGGUUAAACAUUAAGGAAAUAAGCAGCAAAGCUACAGAGACUGCAAAGUUGAACAAGUAUCCGCCUCGGAUAGGCCCACGUGGUUAUCGUGGUCUGAAACCUCAAUGGGGAAAAGAGAUGGAAUCUGCUCCUGAUGAUGCGAUUUAUGUUGAAGCCGAACCCGGGAUCCUUGGAGCUCAAAAAAUUGAAACGUACAUUUACCCCGAGGAUAUUUUACGUCUGUUGAAUAAAAAAUGGCUUGAUAUUAGUGUCAUAACUUGGUUUCAAAUCAUGUUACAUUCAAUGCUUGAAACACGUGGUGGGAAUAAAGUUAACAAAUGUGCUUUCAUUUCCCCGAGUGAGAUUCAGGCAACAAUAUGCGAGUCAAAUGGUGAGGGUGUUGUAAGUUACAUUGUUGAUGCAAUGCGCUUCCAUAAAGACAAAUUGUUUUUUGUCGCAUCCUAUUGGCAAGGGGUAUAUCUUGGAUUCCAAAAAAAUACGGAUGAGAAGCCCGUGGAGAACUACAUAGUCAUGAAAUAUGUCGAAGAGGCUGUUGCAAGGCUUAAGGAAGAUAUCGACACAACACACCCAAUGAAUUGGACACUUGUCGAGGUAAAAGUACUUCAUGGGUACCCUGAACCUGUUUCUUGUUAA